AUGAACUGUGCGAGGAGAGUUCUGCCAUGGAUGCUGCGUGGAGCAGGCUGCUUCCCUCUGCCCUUGACCGCCUCUGCUUCACUUCAGCAUUCCUUGCCGUCCACCUAUUCGCUGCCAAGGCGCAGCAAAGUUCGUGCGAAGGAGAGAGAAGCUUCUGAGUCCUCCUUCCGCGUGACUGUGCAGGCACUCGGGAGAUUCUGUGGGCGUAAGGGAUGGCGGUUGAAGAGGAUCACCGCGAGAACAGGGGCUUUGAUCGUCUUCCAGCAAGUGCAAGAGGACAACGGCAAUGAUUGGCAGGGGCACGUGUUGGACGUGACGAUCAAAGCUGAAUCCCUCGAUUCGGUGCAUGAAGCGCAGCAGCUCUUCCAACAAGAGGUGAUCCUUGACUCAAUACGAGACACCAUCCUGGCCAAGCUCAAAUCCUUCAAACCUGCACAGAUAGAGACUCUGUCGGAGAUUCUCCGCCGCGAGUGCUUCCUUCACCAGAGUCCGCUGAUCGAGUCGGACUACAACACGGCGAUGAACAUGAUGGUGGCGAUGAAGAUGUUCGACUCAGCUCGGCUCUGGCUGGAGUACAUACUUUACCAUGAGAGAGACGUGCUCAUGGAUGGGCUGCCUUUCAAGACCCUCAUCAAUUGCGCCGUCAAGUCCGGUCGGCUCGAGCCGCUGCUCCAGUAUCAGGCGGUGAUGGAGAAGCACAAUACCCUGCCUGCAGAAGUUGCCGAAAUGCUUGAGAAUACAAUCCCCAAUUCGAGGUUUGACAUGCUCAUGGAGCUGUAUGCCUUCAAGGCAAAGCAUGGUCUUGACUGCACGUCGUUGAAGCUAAAGAUUCUCAACUCCAAGGUCAUACUCGUCACUCCUCACCGCGACUACUUUAUGCGCCGGGAUGUCUUGGAGCUCAUCCUCGCUACAGCCAUCUCGGCAGGCUAUGCUCGCGCGAUCCUGCCGGUCUGGGAGAUCUACCUCUCCGUGAUAGCCGGGACCAAGACGGAGUCAAGCCCUCCCUCGGUGGAGGGGCAGGGCGAAGGGGAGGCAGAAGAGAUCACGGCCAUGUGGGAGCAGUAUGGAGCCUACGGGUUCAAGCCCUCGCACUCCUGUCGGGAAGUCUACUUCAUCUCCCUCAUGAGCGCAGGGAACGCGCAACACGCGCUUCUCUUUGUCUCGGAGAUGGAUCGACAACUCCUCCUCCCCUCCUUUGACGCCAUCCGCAAGGCCUCCAUCAACGCCUUUCGCCUGAAAGCCGCCGAAACGUUCAUGCUGUCAAACCCGUGUAGCGUGCUUCAAGACAUUGAGGCGAGUGAGGACGCAGCGCUUGCCUUGCGGACGCCCUGCUCCAUCGCGACCUGGAUGCUCUCAGCAGGGCGGAGGGACUUCAACCACACACUGAUGAUGUUCUCUACCUUCUACCCUCUCUUCUUGGAGAAGUACCGCAAGAACCUCUACGAGCCCCUCUUGAUGCAACGCCUAGUUUACCUUAACAACGCCCUCCUCGAGAUGGCCAUGCUGCAUUCGCAGUUUGCGACUGCGGACCAAGUAUUCAAGGCUAUGAAGGAGGACGGUGUUGUACCUGACGCAGAUACGCUGGCAAGCAUGGCGCUGAUCCUGAUCAAGCAGAACGACUUGGAGGGAGCGGAAGGCAUGCUGUCGCAGUGGAAGGUAAAGAGCUUGGCGCAAGGGCUCUCCGUCCCAAUCUUACCGAGCAGCUAG
Molecule: messenger RNA, 1707 nt
Organism: Guillardia theta CCMP2712
Lineage: Eukaryota; Cryptophyceae; Pyrenomonadales; Geminigeraceae
Exons: 14
Coding region: 1-1707 (568 amino acids)
Molecular function (GO): protein binding; RNA binding
Source: RefSeq, a predicted model, not a curated record